Molecule: messenger RNA, 4492 nt
Organism: Myotis daubentonii (Daubenton's bat)
Lineage: Eukaryota; Metazoa; Chordata; Mammalia; Chiroptera; Vespertilionidae
Gene: SYT6
Product: synaptotagmin 6
Biological process (GO): calcium-ion regulated exocytosis
Cellular component (GO): plasma membrane; exocytic vesicle
Molecular function (GO): clathrin binding; calcium-dependent phospholipid binding; SNARE binding
Source: RefSeq, a predicted model, not a curated record
UCUUCUUGGGGCCGCCUGUCCCGCCCCAGUCCGGCCGGGCGCGCGAUCCCGCGGCUGCACCGAGGGCCUGGGUGUCCCGGGCAUGAGCGGGGCGUGGGGGGUCGAGCGGGCUCGGUGCCAGGCGGCGCUCGCGGUCCUGGCCUCGCUGUGCCGGGCCCGGCCGCCCCCUGUCGGGCUGGACGUGCAGACUUGUCGGAGCUUCGAGCUACAGACCCCAGAGCGGAGUCCGAGCGCGGCCGACGCAGGCACCUCUGUCGGCCUCGUCGCAGUCGUAGUUGUCGUGUGUGGCGUGGCCCUGGUGGCAGUUUUUCUCUUUCUCUUUUGGAAGCUGUGCUGGACGCCCCGGAGGAACAAGGAGACCUCCAGCCCCUCUUGUGCUAAGGUCCCCGGCUCCAGAGGCGCCAUGGCGGACAAGCUGAAGGACCCCAGCACCCUGGGCUUCCUGGAGGCGGCCGUGAAGAUCAGCCACACGUCCCCAGACAUCCCGGCCGAGGUGCAGAUGUCCGUCAGAGAGCACAUCGUGCGUCACACGAGGCUGCAGCGACAGACCACAGAGCCAACGUCAUCCACCAGGCACACGUCCUUCAAGCGCCACCUGCCCCGGCAGAUGCACGUCUCCAGCGUGGACUAUGGCCACGAGCUGCCGCCGGCCGCAGAGCAGCCCACCAGCAUCGGCCGCAUCAAGCCCGAGCUGUACAAGCAGAAGUCGGUGGAUGGGGACGACGCCAAGUCCGAGGCCGCCAAGAGCUGCGGGAAGAUCAACUUCAGCCUGCGCUAUGACUACGAGACGGAGACCCUGAUCGUGCGCAUCCUGAAGGCCUUCGACCUCCCCGCCAAGGACUUCUGCGGCAGCUCGGACCCUUACGUCAAGAUCUACCUCCUGCCCGACCGCAAGUGCAAGCAGCAGACGCGGGUGCACCGCAAGACCCUGAACCCCACCUUCGACGAGCACUUCCACUUCCCUGUGCCCUACGAGGAGCUGGCCGACCGCAAGCUGCACCUCAGUGUCUUCGACUUCGACCGCUUCUCCCGCCACGACAUGAUCGGGGAGGUGAUCCUGGACAACCUCUUUGAGGCCUCCGACCUGUCCCGGGAAACCUCCAUCUGGAAGGACAUCCAGUACGCCACGAGCGAAAGCGUGGAUUUGGGGGAGAUCAUGUUCUCCCUCUGCUACCUGCCCACAGCAGGCAGGCUCACCCUCACAGUGAUCAAGUGUCGGAACCUCAAGGCCAUGGACAUCACCGGCUACUCAGAUCCUUACGUCAAAGUGUCCCUGCUUUGUGACGGGCGGAGGCUGAAGAAGAAGAAAACCACCAUAAAGAAGAACACGCUCAAUCCUGUCUACAACGAGGCCAUCAUCUUUGACAUCCCGCCAGAGAACAUGGACCAAGUCAGCCUGCUCAUCUCGGUUAUGGACUAUGACCGAGUGGGCCACAAUGAGAUCAUAGGAGUCUGCCGCGUGGGGAUCAACGCGGAAGGCCUGGGCAGGGACCACUGGAACGAGAUGCUGGCGUACCCGCGGAAGCCCAUCGCGCACUGGCACUCCUUGGUGGAGGUAAAGAAAUCCUUCAAAGAGUGGCAGGGCCGCGCCGCCAGCUUCGACAGCGAGAGCUCGUGCCCCUCUCCGAAGCCACCUCCGACCCCAUGAGCCGCACGGCCGAGCCACACCAACGGGACCCAGCACCGUUCUUUCUGCACCUGUUCAACCGUCUAAACACAGCGCCGUGCCGUCGGCGCACCAGGGGCAGCGCGGGGCGCGGGGUCCUACCUGCUCCUGUGUAGGUCAAGGCCGAGACACUUGUCCUGCGCUCAGAUCUGUCUUAGUCUUUUCUGUCUCCCAAGGUGAUGUUUUUUUGUGUGCGUGUGGCUUUCACUUUUUCUGGAUCUGCUGUCAAGAAAGGAAGAAAAAAGAAAGUGGGCAAGAACAGAGUGGAGAGCCCGGAAGUCGGGUCAGUAAAGGACAGUGUAAAAUAGUCGUCUCUGGGGGAAAGGUGAUGUGAAUUUCUGCAAUGUGUGUCCCCAUCAAGUGCCACUACCCUGGAGAAGGAGGACGUGGGGUGGGGCUAUGGCCUCUUUCUCGGUGGCCUGCAGGUGCCCAUCCAUGCAAGAGCCUUUAUGAGACUCUUGGGAGCUCUUCGCUCUGUGACACCAGCCGAGAGGCGGACUCCCGGUCCCCUGUGGAAAACACGAGCGCCCUGCGGUGUCUGCGGACCUUCAGGGGGUUGGACAGGGCUCCUCGCCCCCUUCCCCAUGGACUUCAUUCGUGAUGUGAAAAGGUCUUGACCCCUCCUGGGAACUUAGUCACUUUCUUGAGGAAUGAUUCUGCUGAAACUCAACGUGCCCCGUGUUUUCACGCGCCCCACCGUUAAUGACCAUCUUUGUUUGGAAACGGGAUCUUUGGUCUCGAAAAUAACCUGCCUUGUCAAGGAGGCACGUGUCCUGGAGUGAUUUCUGUAUUAUACGUGGCUUUAUAAUUCCACAAGGCACCAAGCGGCUGUUUCAAAUGCCUACACAGGCCAGAGAAAACCCUAGGUAAAAUGCCUUUUCUGAAUGGGGAGGCGUGAAGUUCAUGGAAUAGUGGGAGCCCAUCUUUCUAGGAAGAGUCUCUUCUUGAUUGAGAUCAAGGCAGCUUAGACCUAGUUCAGCCCCUUUGACUCUGGGGCAACCUUCAUCUCGAACUUUAGUUCUAUAAACUACUGAGUACUUCCUUCUGUGUUUGUUUGUUUCAGUGGUGAUGAAGGGUUUUGUUUUUCUUUCUUUAGAUAUCUAGCUUAGGCCAAAUUCAGUUUAGGAAAAAUAUAUCUGAACUAUUCUGUAUUGUCAGAGCACAUCUCUGUUGAGUUGGCCUCCCCACCCGCCCCUGUAACUAGGUUGAUGUGCUCAGCUCAGUCAAUGGGGGAGGGGAGUUUCCCCUUGAACUUGUGCUCAGAGCCGUGUGUGACGUCCCAAAGGCAGGUCUGCUGAAAGACCCCUCCAUUCAACCACGGGAGGUAAAGAAUAUACAAGCUCCUCGCACACCGUGUCUUAUUCUUUAUAUGUCACGUACUUUAGGAGCUGCAACUCAAUAAAGUCACCCUCAUUUUAAGCCAAGGUACCAGGUUUCUCUGCUGAUAAUACCUUUGGGUAGUGUGUUCUAGUCCUAAAAAUGACCAGAUUGGGCAUGAGGUAACAGGAUAUGGUGGCAGAAGACAUUUUAAGCUUAGAAAAGUAACUGUAGAUAAACCCCAACUCCCCACUGUACUGAGCCUUCAACUUAGGGGCAACUGAGUCAUUGGUAUAAAGAUACAUUUUCUUCCCAAAUGUCUUGUGAUGGAUAGACAGGCCUUCCUAGUCAGGCAGUCCUGCAGCGGAUGUUCUCUUGAGAGCACGAGAAAAAACCCAAGGUCAUGGCAAGAUUCACAUCCAGCCAUAAACUUCAUUUUUCUUGACUGACCCCAUAAGAGGGCCAUGUCAGUCACUGAGCAGACGCUGUGGGUCCUGCAACCAUGAGGGGACACUUGAGUUUCCUGGGCCAAAAGGAGCCCAGAAGUGAGCUCAAGCACAUGCACAUCCAGCUGUCAUCCACAACCCGUAGGCAUGCCUGCUGUGUGGCUCAGUGGUUGACCGUCGACCCAAGAACCAGGAGGUCACGGUUCAAUUCCCAGUCAGGGCACAAGCCUGGGUUGUGGGCUCGAUCUCCAGUAGGGGGCGUGCAGGAGGCAGCCGAUCAAUGAUUCUCUCAUCAUCGAUGUUUCUCUUUCUCUCUCCCUUACUCUCUGAAAUCAAUAAAAAUGAAAACAAUUAAAACCUGCAGGCACUUGCAGAUAACCACUCUAACCUUUUGGAGAAGGGAGUGUGAUCGGUGUGAAACUUGGACUAAGUCCUGCUCUCAGCCAUCUCUCUUCUGUCCAAGCAGCUCUCACACAUGGUUUUGGAAAAUCCUUUCCUGAGCAGACUAUGGUCAGCCCCCACACAGCCUAACCAACUGCAGUCUUGGUGAGGUGGUAGAUUUCCACAGGCUGGGAGGCCCCCUCCUACUCCCCGCCCCUCCUCCCCCAGGUCCUCAGGGGAAACCGUUUCUGACCGGAAGCCUGAAUGAAACCUGAAUGUCUGCCAACUUCAUUAUCUGGCCCAAUAUCUCUCUCCCACAGACGAGAAUAAAAUGAAUUACAAGUUUCUGCAUAAAAUAAAACACAGGGUUGAUUCGUUUGUUAGUUUCCUCCGCCAUGAGAAACCUCCUGGGCUGCUCUUGUGAGCUUUGCUGACAUUGGGAUAAUCGCGGCCUCGGCACAAAGAUGUUUUCUUUAAAACUGCACAGCUCCCUGCUCCUUGACGCAGCAGUGUUCCUGGACUGAAACAUGCCUCCUCCCCCCCUCCCCCCUCCCCCCAUACUCGGGAUGUUAAUUAAUUGCAUCGUCAUUUAAAAAAUUAUGUUGUUAAUUACUGCCUCGCAUCUCCCUACCCCUGUCACAGCCUGGAGUCUUUAUUCAAUUAAAUCUCUGUCUCUUGCCCA